CACCCUCGCCGUUGCCUCCGUCUCCUCGGCGGCGCGUCCGGAGGCCUGGCCAGACGUGGCCGCCCCUGUGCUUUCUGUGUCGCCCCGAGUGAGCAGAAUCGACCCCGCGCCCACCCUCUGCUUCCCCAGACAGAGAACGGCGUGCUGCUGCCCUCCCUGCAGUCGGCCCUGCCCUUCUUGGACCUGCACAGGACGCCGCGCCUGGAGUUCCACCAGUCCGUGUUGGAAGAGCUGCGGGAGAAGCUGCUGGAGCGAGUGUCGGCCAUCGCCGCGGAGGGGAAGGCGGAGGAGAGGUACAAGAAGCUGGAAGACCUGCUGGAGAAGAGCUUUUCUCUGGUGAAGAUGCCGUCGCUGCAGCCGGUCGUGAUGUGCGUCAUGAAACACCUGCCCAAGGUCCCUGAGAAGAAGCUGAAGCUGGUCAUGGCCGACAAGGAGCUGUACCGCGCCUGCGCCGUGGAGGUGAAGCGGCAGAUCUGGCAGGACAACCAGGCGCUCUUUGGCGACGAGGUGUCCCCGCUGCUGAAGCAGUACAUCCUGGAGAAGGAGCGCGCGCUCUUCAGCUCGGAGCUCUCCGUGCUGCACAACUUCUUCAGUCCGUCCCCCCGGACGCGGCGCCAGGGCGAGGUGGUGCUGGUGCAGAAGCAGAUGGUGGGGAAGAACGUGAAGCUGUACGACAUGGUGCUGCAGUUCCUGCGGACCCUGUUCCUGCGCACGCGGAACGUGCACUACUGCACGCUGCGCGCCGAGCUGCUCAUGUCCCUGCACGACCUGGACGUGGGCGACAUCUGCUCGGUGGACCCGUGCCACAAGUUCACCUGGUGCCUGGACGCCUGCAUCCGGGAGCGCUUUGUGGACAGCAAGCGGGCGCGGGAGCUGCAGGGGUUUCUCGACGGCGUGAAGAAGGGUCAGGAGCAAGUCCUGGGGGACCUGUCCAUGAUCCUGUGUGACCCCUUCGCCAUCAGCACGCUGUCCCUGAGCACCGUCCGGCACCUGCAGGAGCUGGUCGGCCAGGAGACGCUGCCCAGGGACAGCCCUGAUCUGCUGCUGCUGCUCAGGCUCCUGGCGCUGGGCCAGGGGGCCUGGGACAUGAUCGACAGCCAGGUCUUCAAGGAGCCCAGGAUGGAGGUGGAGCUCAUCACCAAGUUCCUGCCGACGCUCAUGUCCUUCGUGGUGGACGACUACGCCUUCAACGUGGACCAGAAGCUCCCAGCAGAGGAGAGGGCCCCGGCCGCCUACCCGAGCGCCCUUCCCGAGAGCUUCACCAGGUUCCUGCAGGAGCAGCGCAUGGCCUGCGAGGUGGGGCUCUACUACGUGCUGCACAUCACCAAGCAGAGGAACAAGAACGCGCUCCUCCGCCUGCUGCCCGGGCUCGUGGAGACCUUCAGCGACCUGGCCUUCGGCGACAUCUUCCUGCACCUGCUCACGGGGAACCUGGCCCUGCUGGCCGAGGAGUUUGCCCUAGAGGACUUCUGCAGCAGCCUCUUCGAUGGCUUCCUGCUCACCGCCUCC
Molecule: messenger RNA, 1509 nt
Organism: Myotis davidii
Lineage: Eukaryota; Metazoa; Chordata; Mammalia; Chiroptera; Vespertilionidae
Gene: NELFB
Product: negative elongation factor complex member B
Exons: 10
Biological process (GO): negative regulation of transcription elongation by RNA polymerase II
Cellular component (GO): nucleus; NELF complex
Source: RefSeq, a predicted model, not a curated record